Brassica napus (rape) is the source of this 415-nucleotide messenger RNA. RefSeq names its product dolichyl-diphosphooligosaccharide--protein glycosyltransferase subunit 4C. Bases 154 to 261 code for a protein of 35 amino acids. The record is from RefSeq and is a predicted model, not a curated record. The transcript is spliced from 2 exons. NCBI's taxonomy places the organism in Eukaryota, Viridiplantae, Streptophyta, Magnoliopsida, Brassicales, Brassicaceae.
AAUAUUCAUCUAAACGUCGUCGGUUCUGUGUCAACCUUCUCUUUAACCAGUCUUCCUCUUCCCCACCCUAUUUCACUUUUUACGAUCUGUUUCAUUAGACUCUCGCUCAGUGAAGAAUCGAAGAGAAAAGUCAUCGUCCCUGCGCUUCCGAAGAUGUUUGACGACCAAGACCUCGGAUUCUUUGCCAAUUUUCUCGGCAUUUUCAUCUUCAUUCUGGUCAUUGCUUACCAUUUCGUCGUCGCCGACCCAAAGUUCGAAUGAAUAACUGUUGUUUUUUUUUUAUCUUUUUGCUGGUUUCCUACAACAAAAAACACAGUUUAAUGUCUUUAGCAUUCCCUACAGUCGAGAUGUUUCCCCCAGUUAUGUAAUAUGACAAUGUGGUUUUUGAUGAAUGCGUUAUAGACUUGUUUUCAUA